Panonychus citri (citrus red mite) is the source of this 1617-nucleotide messenger RNA. Its product is annotated as transcription factor Dp-1-like. Gene Ontology annotation, cellular component: transcription regulator complex; nucleus. The transcript is spliced from 3 exons. Gene Ontology annotation, molecular function: RNA polymerase II transcription regulatory region sequence-specific DNA binding; DNA-binding transcription factor activity, RNA polymerase II-specific. The record is from RefSeq and is a predicted model, not a curated record. Gene Ontology annotation, biological process: regulation of cell cycle; regulation of transcription by RNA polymerase II. Bases 175 to 1095 code for a protein of 306 amino acids. NCBI's taxonomy places the organism in Eukaryota, Metazoa, Arthropoda, Arachnida, Trombidiformes, Tetranychidae.
UCCGUUCGCGGUCAGUUUUUUGUUGUUCUUUGACAAUUUAAUUUCUGCUUGUUUGCUGUUUGAUUAAAUUUAAUUGUUUUAAUUUUUGGUUUGAUAUUUUUGUGAAUUACCUUUGAUUGUCUCGAGUUUAUUGAUCCACUUUUGUCCUUCAGGGAAAAGGCUCUUCUUAAAACUAUGAGUGCUGGUCCAUCAAUUUUGAAGACCAAGGGAAGCCAUUCAGCCAACCAUUUAGCUUCUGGUGAAUUGGUCGCUGUUAAAACAGGUGACGAAUCUUUUUUUGAUUUCUCUGGAGCUCGGUCACUUGGAUCAAUAGAAAAUGAAGACAGUCAACCUCCAGUUAAAAGGAGAAAACAAGAUGCCAAGAGUGGUAAAGGAUUGAGACAUUUCUCUAUGAAGGUUUGUCAAAAGGUUAAAGACAAAGGAACAACAACUUACAAUGAAGUUGCCGAUGAGCUGGUUGCGGAAUUUUCCGCCGACCCUAUCGCUAGUAGAGCUGCUUUUUCGGGAAGAUACUCAGGUAAUGAUGCUGAGCCUUUUGACCAAAAAAAUAUUCGUCGUCGGGUUUACGAUGCGCUCAAUGUUCUUAUGGCAAUGAAUAUUAUUAGUAAAGAAAAGAAGGAGAUUAAAUGGAUUGGUCUACCAACCAAUGCUUCUCAAGAAGUUGUCGAAUUGGAAAAAGAAAAACAAGAAAGAUUAGAGAAAAUUAGUGCCAAGAAAGAGCAAUUAAGAGAUUUGCUUAUCCAACACAUCGCUCUUCGAAAACUAAUCGAAAGAAACAAAACUGAUCCCGUUGUCUCUUCGAACGCUAAAAUUCACCUUCCUUUUAUCAUUGUAAAUACCGAUAAACGCACGAUCAUUGAUUGUUCGAUUAGUAACGACAAGACAGAAUAUCUGUUCAAUUUCGACAAUGCCUUCGAAAUUCAUGAUGAUGUUGAAGUUCUCAAAAGAAUGGGAAUGGCACUUGGAUUGGAUCGAAAUGAUUUAGUACAAAUUGAUCGAGAUGCUUAUGAGAAAGCGAGAUCAUCACUACCUGAAGCUUUAAGAUCAAGUUUGGAUGAAAUGGUGGAAGAGAAAGGAAGUAUCAUCAUCAAUUGAUAGAAUUUCAAAGAAAAGACAAAAAAAAGAAAAGUAAAAUAUUGGAAGACACAAACAACAACUUUUUCUAAAGAAAAUCAAUUAAUUUUUUAGCCAUUAAACAUGGAGAAAAACAAUCAACAGCUUCGCGCCACGUGAAUAUAAUUAUACAUAAAUUACAUUAUAAAAUCUUAAUAUUAUUUGGAAACCAAUGUUCACACUUCUCAUCGCAUCUCUACCAAUUCACCAAUUCUGAGGCUUCAAAGCUCAUUCUCCAAAUCAAAACCAAACAAAAGCAAAAUUCAUCCUCCUUUUAAACCACUUUUACUGUUGGUUGUUGAUUUAAAACUCAGACAAAACCAUAACAUUUACUACAACAAUUAGACUCAACAAUUUUCAACCUUAAUUACUUAAUCAUUGAUUAAUCAGUUACAAGUGUAACCACUAAACAAAACCAACAUUCGAAUGAUAUUAAUUUUAUUACUUGUAAUUCGAUUCAAAUGAUUAACUAAAAAUAAAGAUUUGAAAUAAUUUUUGAUUAAA